AUUUUCACUGUACACGUGCCACGUGUCACAAAUUAGAAACUUAUUAUACAAAUGAUGAUGAUGAUUACUAUGUCCUUUAGACAUUUACCUCUCGAGUGGCAACCUUUUCAACUACUGUAUUACUUAGAUUCUUUGCUUGAAACAUAGUGGACUGUUUAUCUACCUGAAAGUCCAACUGUGCUCGACAAUUUGUAGUCUUGUCUAUAUUUGCUCUUUAUUAUCAUAUGGGUGUUCUAUGUUGCUACUUCCUUCAACAUUCUCUCUGAUUUUUCUCUUGUUCUUUAUUACUAUGCUAUUGAUAGUUUAAUUCCUGUCGUUAUGCAGUAUUUUGUUAGUGUCAAUUCCUUUUUUGUGGGGGGGAGUUAUUAUCUUUAACUAGAAAUUCUCAAUGUUUUGAUUAGCUAUGACUAAAAAGAUUUCAUUUUUGUGUUCAAUGCUGGAUGUUGUGUCCACAUCUUUCAUGUAUUUUUUGUUUGAAGAAUGCUCUGGAUAUCUUGUGCGUCUUAUGGAAUUGGCUGCAUCAAUGUUUUUGAGUGUGUGGAACUGAAUUCUCCUCCAUUUUCCCUUUUCUGAAUCUGCUUAACACCUUCUUCAACUUCCUUUUGCAGUUAAAUAUGGUGCAAAAAAGGCCAUACAGUGAAGAAAAGUUGUAUGAGGUUUCAUCUAAGCAGCCGAGACAUGUAGAACCGAGUAGUCAGCUAGUUUCCUUUUUGCAGUUUCCGUGUGAAUCAGUGGCUCCUAACUCUUACACUUCAGGUGGAGAUAAGGAGAAAUUUUCAGAAGUCAAAGCUUUCAGUGAGAAGAGACCUGAUAGUUGCGAUGUGGCUGCAGUUCCUGUUUCUUCCGAGAAAGCAAUUGAGACGAGCAUUCAUGGCUCUGCUUCAAACUCUUCUUGGACCUCUGGUAGCACCAGCAAAGAAGACAUCAGGUCCGAGGUGCCUUUUCAUGUAUUGACGGCUUCUAAAUAUUACAAUACUGAUCCUUCAUUCAGAGUUGUUAUUCAUCCAAUGGAGGUCUAUUCCCCUCUUUUGAACAAUCCUCCUCGGAAAUCGGUUCCCAUUGGACCAGAUUUCCAAGCCGAAUUACCAGAAUGGGGUGCAUAUGAUUGUAAAAAUAUAUCCAUGAAGGAGAGCACUCAAGAAAGCCCAAAUCUUCCAUCUCAAGCUCUAGAAUCAGGUUUUGUGGAUCAUCAUGAUGAAGAAAAUAAACUUGCUGGGACAUGUAUCAUUCCAAUGCCUAAAUUGGAAUUACCUGCAGACCACGAGGAGAAUGUUGGAGCAGGAAAAAUUGGGUGUUCCUGUGAAGAUGCUGGUUCCUUUGGAUGUGUUCGGCUGCACAUCAUGGAAGCAAGGGAGAAACUUAAGGCGGCCUUGGGUGAGGAAACAUUUGUUAGGUUGGGUGUUUAUGAUAUGGGAGAGAUAGUGGCAGCGAAAUGGAGUGAUGAGGAAGAGGAAUUAUUUCAUGAAGUUGUAUUUUCCAAUCCUGCAGCACUAGGCAAGAAUUUCUGGGAGCACCUUGCUGUUGAAUUUCCUUCACGGAGCAAGAGAGAUCUCGUUAGCUAUUACUUCAAUGUCUUUAUUUUGCGGAAGCGUGCCAAGCAGAAUAGGUUUGACCCAUCAAAUAUAGACAGUGAUAACGAUGAAUGGCAGGAGAUCGAUGACGAUGUUGUUGCUACGGGAGCUCAAAUGACAGAUGAAGAUGAGGAUUCUAUGGUUGAAUCACCAAUAUAUCAAAAUUAUCCUGGUCACAAUGAGAUAUAUGUGACUGAAAAACAAGCAUAUGAUGAAGAAGCUGGUGUUGCAACCUUUGAAGAUUAUCGGACGAUAAACUUUUGCAGGAGGAAGGUCUUGAGUGAUGCGUCAAAAGCAUGUCCCGAUGAAUUGAUUGAUAAUAACAGUAGUUGUGGACACAAUAUUCAGCCUCUAGACAGACAUCAUUCAAAUGAAGUGGGUAACCCUGAUGUCGAAGAUAACUCUUGUACCACUGAUGCAGCUGGGGCUUCUUCAGAAACACCACAGGUAAAAACUGAUGAUUGUAAACACUGGGCAAGUCAUUUUGCUGGUGUUGGCAUUGGCAGUGUGCAUGAUUUUGUGAUGGAGCCAUCUAAUGGUAAAGAGUGGGACACGGGGUACUUAAGCUGUGCUAAGAAUGAAGUUGAUUUGUUACCAACCUGCUCUAUGAUUGAGGAAGUGUUUGGAGACGAAGCCUGGAGUUCCAAGAACAGAGAUGGUCACAGUUUAAGCAGGCAUUGACCUGAAUUUUUGCCGUUCGAUCAUCCUUGUAAUGCUUCUUGCAGAAGUAAGAGUCCAUUUUUACUUGUAUAUUAUUAGUGGUGAAAGGAGAGAGCAUGAUAGAAAUGAAAAUUGAGAUUUUCGACCUUGCUCUUGGUUGUUAGUAGGAAGCUGUUUUGAGGUAGGCGCUUAGGAUUGAUUUAUAUGUAAAGUUAAUUUUAUGGCCGAGUUGAGCCUGUUUCGAGAAAUGGAAAAAGAAUUAAAGAAAUCUUCAUAA
Messenger RNA from Solanum tuberosum (potato), 2508 nucleotides. RefSeq lists its product as uncharacterized. The record is from RefSeq and is a predicted model, not a curated record. Bases 615 to 2252 code for a protein of 545 amino acids. NCBI's taxonomy places the organism in Eukaryota, Viridiplantae, Streptophyta, Magnoliopsida, Solanales, Solanaceae. The transcript has 2 exons.